AUGACAUUGCCGGCAAAACCGACACCGGUGGUGUAUCCGGUCAACGACACUUCCCGGUCCGAAGCCGAACGCGCGUACCUGCAGCUAUUGAUGGACUUCGCCGCCAAACAGGACCUGACAGAGGACUCGAGGGGCUACGUUCGGGAUGUCACGAUAGCCUUCACCGUCUUCGCGGGCGUCUUCGUGGCGUUACGCUUUCUCGCCCGCUAUCGACAGUCCGCCCGGAUCCUGAUAGACGACUGGAUGAUGGUGGCUGCUUUCGUGGUGCUGAUCGGAAACAUGAUCAUGAACCUGGAGCUCAUCAAGAUGGGGUUGGGACUCCAUUCAGGCGCCUUGACCCUUCCGCAACUGCAGAAGUUGAACGAGACCCUCGUCGGCGCCGAAAUCAUCUACGUCACCGGCGUCAAUCUGUACAAGAUCUCGUUGCUGUUCUUUUACUUCCGCGUCUUCCCCAUCCGCUCCGUUCGGCUGGGCGGCUACAUCUGCGGCGGCAUCUCGACGGCCUGGAACAUUGCUUGCAUCCUAGCCGCCACCUGGCAAUGCACGCCGCGCCAGAGGCUGUGGAUGCCAUGGCUCGAGGGCACCUGCAUCGACCUGUUCCUCACGCAGCUGUGCAUCUCAGUCCCGAGCAUCCUCUGCGACAUCGCCAUCCUCUGCCUCCCUCUACCCCACGUGCUGCGGCUCAAGACCAACAUCCUGCAAAAAGCGCUGCUCGUGUUUGUCUUCUCCCUUGGAAGUUACGUCGUCUUCACCAGCAUUUACCGCUUCCGCGUGUACCUGGACUACACGACCGACGACGUGCCAUGGUCGCUAGCCGACCCCUGCGCCUGGAACAUUAUCGAGAUCAGCAGCGGCAUCGUAUCAGCAUGCCUGCCCACACUGGGCCCCCUCGUCCGCGACCUCUGGAAAUCCGCGUGGCCGUCCAGCACCGGGGGCUCCAAGAGCGGCGGCCCUUCAUCAUACCUCAAGGGUUCGAGCGCGGGCAUCGUCACCAUCGGCGGGACGGGCGGGCGCAAGGGCGGCGGGGCCAAGCACAGCGGCGGGCGCAGCCUGGGCUCGCACUGGGACCGCAUCGCCGAGAGCGGGCCCGACAGCGAGCCCGCCCACUCGCGCGACGACCUCGAGCUGGUGCCCAAGGCCGUGGCGGGCCGCGUGCGCGUGACCGUGCAUGCCGAUCCGUCGCCGUCGGCUGCCGGCGCGGGGGCGGGGGCAGGGGCGGCGAGGAGGGGGAGUGAUGAGGAGAGGGAUUUGGAAAGGAAUUUUGGUGGGGGUGGUGGGGGUGGGAGGGAGAGGACGCCCACGCCGCUGAGUGGUGAGGAGGAUGAGGAUGGGUUUCCGAGUGGUGGGAUACGGCAGCGGACGGAUGUUGAGUGGAGGGUUGAGCGGAGGAGUCUGUCAACCCGAUGA
Molecule: messenger RNA, 1407 nt
Organism: Chaetomium globosum CBS 148.51
Lineage: Eukaryota; Fungi; Ascomycota; Sordariomycetes; Sordariales; Chaetomiaceae
Exons: 3
Coding region: 1-1407 (468 amino acids)
Source: RefSeq, a predicted model, not a curated record